AUGUCGAAGAAGUGCAAAGCUCUCGCUAUUUUCGUUUUGGUGCUAGAAGUUUUUUCUGUUGAAGCUGUUUCCGUUAACCAGGCUAAUGUGGAAAAUGUGCAUAAGGAUUUUGAUUUAUCCUUCAUUGGUGACGUUGGAAUAAGUAUCAAGGAAGGCACAAAAACGGCCGUACAGAAAGCUGAAGAAGCGGCCGCUUCUGUUCAGGGAAAAGUCGAAGAGCUAGCUGCGGAUGCCAAGAAGAAAUACGAUGAAGCAGUUGCUUUUGCAAACCAGAAAAGUGAAGAGGCCAUUAAGAAAGCCCGUGAAGCUGAAGACGCUGCCCAAAGUGCUACAGUAGCUCAGCAAAAUGCAGUAACAGAUGAAGCAAAGAAAAAUGCCGCAGAAAUGCAGAAGAAAGCUGACCAACUUGCUGAGGAGGCUAACAAAGCUAAGGCCGAGGCGGAAGAGGCCGCUAGGAAAGCUCAGAAAGAAGCUGAGAACUUGGCUAACGAGUCUGUGGUCAUCAUGAACGCAUUGCUCAGCACCCUUGCUCUCUCUGGCGUCGUAUUCGCGCAGUUCGGCGGCAAUGGCGAUCGCGGGCACGGACCAAUUGGGCAAGGACCAGGUGGACCCGUUGGCGUUGGCUCACCGAACCAGGAGCUCACGUACGAAGCUAAAGGACGUCUGAUUUGUGGAAUUUCGCCUCUCGCCAAUGUUCGAGUUGUGCUAUGGGAUCGAUUCCGUGGACGAGACAAUGUGAUUUACGAUGAAACCGAGACCGAUGUGAUUGGAAACUUCCGAUUGAAGGCCACCAAGAGUUCAUUCAACACGCAGUACAUUCAGCCUUAUUUGACAAUUUAUCAUGAUUGUGAUGACGAAAAAACGCCAGGACUUCGCAAAAUGACUGUUCAACUUCCAUCGACAUACACGAAUCGCGGAAGUCUUAUUCUGAAAUCGAUGGACAUUGGAACCUGGAAUCUCGAAACAUCGUUUGCCGGUGAGGAAGUUGAGACGUUCGGAAAUCGCGACAACAAUCCGCCAAUUGGCGGCUUUGGCGGACACUGGGGUCGUGGCGGAGACUUUGGUGGUGAACGCAAUCGAUUUGGUGGACGUCGCGAAUAUGAUGAGCCGACAUCGAUUUCUAUUCUUUUACUAGCCGUUUCUGCGAGUUUCGCUCAAAACGACACAAAAUCAGAACCGAAAGAGCUCAAACAUCGUCGUCGACAUUCAUUGCCGAAAGAGUUCGAACAUCUCACCAAAUUGACAAAUGCCGAACGACGAGAGUAUUUUGGAAUCGUUUUCAAUAAAAAUAUGACACUUGGCGAAAUCGAUGAGAAAUCACUUCAAUUUGCAAAAAAUCACGGAUUUGAGAAGGAACAUUUGGCCGGUGUUGAGAAAAAGAAAGCUUAUGUUGAUGCAUCGAAGGCUGAACAGGAUGAAGUUGUGAAGAAUCUUCCAGUAGUUUUGAAAAAGCUCCGAGAAAUUUAUACCAAUAAAGAUUUAACUCUGAUUGAGCGUGAGGAAGACAUCGAAGAGCUGAGAAAGGAAUACCCAAAGGAAGUUCCGGUCCUUCAAUUCGUUUUCCGUCGCGAAUACAAGAACUACGGUAAAAAUUGGGAAAACGUUUUGGAAUAA
This is a messenger RNA of Caenorhabditis bovis, 1614 nucleotides long. The record is from the annotation of a GenBank genome assembly. Lineage: Eukaryota; Metazoa; Nematoda; Chromadorea; Rhabditida; Rhabditidae.